Molecule: messenger RNA, 1757 nt
Organism: Owenia fusiformis
Lineage: Eukaryota; Metazoa; Annelida; Polychaeta; Sabellida; Oweniidae
Source: the annotation of a GenBank genome assembly
CGCUAAAAAUGACGUCACGAUCCGAAAAUAGGUCAGACUAGAAAAUUUUCUACAAUACAAAAUGGCUUCGCUAGAAAACAACUCCGUACAAAACGAUGCAUAUCUAAACAUUGACGAGAUGGAUGACUACUAUCUUUCGCGGCAGAGUAGUCAAGAUGUCUCCGACAGCACUGACAGUGAAGAAGAGUCGGAUACAUUCGCUUUGAAUGUCCCAGGAGUAGUUCAAGUGCAGCCGUACAUCCACGAUCCCCCAGCCCCUGAUCAUCAUGUCGGACCAGUUGAUGUCCUGACAAUAAAUGAUCCAGAUUAUCGCAAUAGAUUGGAAGAUUGGUGUGAGUGUGAUCUUCACUGCACAAUACUUCCAAACCCCAUUGAGAGAGAGUGUUGCGUGGAAAGUCCAUCAGCAAUGGAGAAGUUAGACAAGGAGGUUUUACGUGGAACAACAACUGAGAGGCGGAGAUGCAUUACUAGGCAUAGUGGUUUCCGUGGUGUGUGCAUGGAUCGGGAUGUCCUAGAAACAGCUUGGGGGCGCUACAAAUCUCAGUAUCCUGAUGGCUAUGAAGGUCCGGACCACAAGAAGAUGCGUCAUAUAGCAUAUAGACAGUAUCAACAGUGGAUACAUGGUCACCUUGGUCGCCAUGUGCGGAUAAUCAUCCCAUCUUGUUGCGUGAGCCUCAUCAGAGAGACAUUCCCUGCGCCUGAGUUGGACCCAGUGUAUACUGGCUUCCAACAGUAUGAUCAAGAGGACCAGAUGGACUGACUUUAGCGAGUUUCGCUACCAUCUCCUUCAGUCUGAAUUUCAGACAGAAGGACCCAUUUCUUUCAGAAGAGAAAUUGGUUUUAUGAAUAUGAAAUGAAUAGUGUUGUUCAGUGUGCACUGCACUAAAUUUAUUACCUAAGUUGAGUAAUGAAUGUUACGGAUAGUGCUGUAUGACUUACCUGUUUCCUCAUAUAGUGUGUUGUAUGACUUACCUGUACCCUGUAUGGUGUGUUGUAUGACCUACCUGUACUCAUAUAGUGUGUUGUAUGACUUACCAGUAUCCUAAUAUAAUGUGUUGUAUGAUAUAUCUGUACUCAUAUAGUGUGUUGUAUGACAUACCUGUAUCCUCAUAUAGUGUGUUGUAUGAUUUACCUGUGCCCUGUGGUGUGUUGUAUGGCCUACCUGUACUCAAAUAGUGUGUUGUAUGACCUACCUGUACCCCGUGUAGUGUGUUGUAUGACAUACCUGUACUCAUAUAGUGUGUUGUAUGACUUACCUGUAUCCUAAUAUAGUGUGUUGUAUAACUUACCUGUACCCCGUAUAGUGUGUUGUAUGACCUACUUGUACUCAUAUAGUGUGUUGUAUGAUUUACCUGUAUCCUCAUAUAGUGUGUUGUAUGACUUACCUGUACCCUAUAUAGUGUGUUGUAUGACCUACUUAUACUCAUAUAGUGUGUUGUAUGAUUUACCUGUAUCCUCAUAUAGUGUGUUGUAUGACCUACCUGUAGUCAUAUAUUGUGUAGUAUGACUUACCUGUACCCUGUAUAGUGUGUUGUAUGACCUAUUUGUACUCAUAGUGUGUUGUAUGAUUUACCUGUAUCCUCAUAUAGUGUGUUGUAUGACCUACCUCUAGUCAUAUAUUGUGUAGUAUGACUUACCUGUACCCUGUUUAGUGUGUUGUAUGACCUACCUGUACUCAUAUAGUGUGUUGUAUGAUUUACCUGUAUCCUCAUAUAGUGUGUUGUAUGACCUACCUGUAGUCAUAUAUUGUGUAGUAU